AUGAGUCGACAGUGCUACACCUCGGGCUCCAUCCUGGGCCGACGGGGCUUCUCCUCGGCCUCGGCCGUGUGCGGGCUGGGCCGCGGCAGCGCCGGCUCGGCCUCGGCGUGCCAGCCCUCGGGCCGGCGCUGCGGCCUGGGCGGCUUCAGCAGCCGCAGCGUCUGCGACCUGGGCCGGGGGCAACGCAUCUCCUUCGGCUGCCGCGGGGGGGUCCUGGGCGGCCCCGCCGUCGGGCGCUGCGGCGUCGCCUUCGGGCCCCCGGGGCGCUUCGGCGUGGGCGCCGUCGUGGGCUUCGGCGGCGGCUGCGGCGGCUUCGGCGGCCUGGGCGGCUUCCGCGGGCUGGGCGACGGCGUGGCCGUGGGGGGCUACGGCGGCGGGCUCGGCGUGGGCCUGGGCGUGGGCACGGGCCGGUCCGAGGGCAUCCGCGGCGUCAGCAUCCACCCCGAGCUGCUGAAGCCCCUGUGCGUGGGCGUGGACCCCGAGGAGUGCCAAGUGAGGACCCACGAGAAGGAGCAGAUCAAGAACCUCAACAACCAGUUCGCCUGCUUCAUCGACAAGGUGAGGCUGCUGGAGCAGCAGAACAAGGUGCUGACCACCAAGUGGGAGCUGCUGCAGCAGUAUGUCCUGCCAGCCUCCCGCAGGAGCCUGGAGCCCGUGUUCGAGAACUUCAUCUGCAACCUGAGGAAGCAGCUGGAAUGUGUGAUGGGGGAGAGGGAGCGGCUGGAGAACGAGGAGCGCUGCCUCCGGGACCUGGUCCAGGAGUUCAAGUGCAAGUACGAGGAUGAGAUCAACAAGCGCACGGCGGCCGAGAACGAGUUCGUGGUGCUCAAGAAGGACGUGGACGCUGCCUACAUGACCAAGGUGGAGCUGGAGGCCAAGGUGGACGCGCUGAGCGACGAACUCAACUUCCUGCGCGCCCUCUACGAGGCGGAGCUGGCCCAGCUCAGCGCCCAAGUGUCCGACACGGCCGUCAUCCUGUCCAUGGACAACAACCGCGACCUGGACCUGAGCAGCAUCAUCGCCGAGGUGAAGGCGCAGUACGAGGACAUCGCCAACCGCAGCCGCGCCGAGGCCGAGGCCUGGUACCAGAACAAGGAGGUGGAAGCGGGUUUGGCCUCGGAGGAGGAGGUGGAAGCGGGUUUGGCCUCGGAGGAGGAGGUGGAAGCGGUUUUGGCCUCGGAGGAGGAGGUGGAAGCGGUUUUGUCCUCGGAGGAGGAGGUGGAAGCGGUUUUGUCCUCGGAGGCGGAGGCGGAGGAGGAGGAGGAGGAGGAAGCUACAGCUUUGGAAGUGGAGGAGGACUCGGACUCGGGGGUGGAGGUGGUCUCGGAGGUGGAUUUGGAGGCGGCCACGGAGCAGGAGGCGGCGGCAGCAGCCUGA
Lepidothrix coronata (blue-crowned manakin) is the source of this 1377-nucleotide messenger RNA. Its product is annotated as keratin, type II cytoskeletal 8-like. The transcript is spliced from 6 exons. The record is from RefSeq and is a predicted model, not a curated record. Gene Ontology annotation, biological process: keratinization; intermediate filament organization. Gene Ontology annotation, cellular component: keratin filament. NCBI's taxonomy places the organism in Eukaryota, Metazoa, Chordata, Aves, Passeriformes, Pipridae. Gene Ontology annotation, molecular function: structural constituent of skin epidermis. Bases 1 to 1377 code for a protein of 458 amino acids.